UAAUUUAACGUCAUUUCCUUGAAUUUGGUAAACUCAAGCGUUAGAAUGUAAUUUUACGAAACAUGAAACACGCUUUCACUGCGAGGAAGAGAGGUAACGCCAAUUGUCGACAUAGACGCUGUAGCGUUACAGGCUAACUCAGUAGCUUAGCUGUGAGCUACAUUGUUGCUAACUAGCGAAGCUAUGCAUGAGAAGUGAAAUAAGGGGAGAGUUGACAACCAGCCGACGUUCAAGCUUCAGACAACGAUGGUUACUGUAAUGUCGACUUUGCUAUCAAGACGGAACACGUUCGGAAGUGCUGUAACGUUUACAGUGUGAGUGUGCAGUCCUCCUUGCCAAGGAAGGAGAGGCACCAGGGACCAUGAGUGAGAAUGGCCCUCGUUCAGAGGCCACUAUGUAUUUCGAGGUGGAGGUGGAUUCUCUAACGCGGGAUGACGAUGAAGAGGAAGACAAGAUCCACUAUGACAAAGACGAUGACCUGAUUCCCGAGCCUUCAUCGUCUUCCGGGCGUGUUUAUGACCGCACAACAGUGCUCAUUGAGCGGGACCCCAUACGCCUGGAUGAGGAGGGUGAAGAGGAGGGUCACUGUGGAGGGGAUGAAGAUGGGGUCACCUUCCUCACCGAAGGGGAAGGUGAUGGAGAUGAGGAGGAGGGCUCUCUGGCAUUUAUGCAUGACCCUGAUGGAAUGUCACAGGGUUAUGUGCAUCACACCAUUUCCCCGGACCAGAUCCAGUUCACAAUAAAUCCAGGCUCCACCCCCAUGCCCCGUAACAUAGAGGGGGCGACCCUUACCCUGCACUCUGAGUGCCCUGAGACCAAGCAGAGAGAGGUGAAGCGCUAUCAGUGCAUGUUCGAGGGCUGCACGAGGACUUACAGCACGGCGGGAAACCUGCGGACACACCAGAAGACUCACCGGGGAGAGUAUACGUUUGUGUGCAAUCAACAAGGCUGUGGAAAAGCCUUCCUCACAUCAUACAGCCUCAAGAUCCAUGUCCGCGUUCACACCAAGGAGAAGCCAUUUGAGUGUGACGUUCAAGGCUGUGAGAAGGCCUUCAACACGUUAUACAGGCUGAAAGCACACCAGAGACUUCACACAGGCAAGACGUUCAACUGUGAAUCAGAGGGCUGCACAAAGUACUUUACCACACUCAGCGACCUGAGGAAGCACAUUCGCACACACACGGGGGAGAAGCCAUUCCGGUGUGACCACGACGGUUGUGGUAAAGCGUUUGCUGCAAGUCAUCACCUUAAAACACAUGUACGGACACACACAGGGGAGAAGCCAUUCAAUUGUCCGAGUGACGGCUGCGAGAAGACUUUCAGCAGCCAGUACAGUCUGAAGAGUCACAUCCGGGGCCACGACAAAGGACAGACCUUCAGCGUCACUCUCACCCAUCCGCUCUCUGAAGAUGCAAAUCACUCGCUGUGCCUCAGUGACUUGAGUCUCAUUUCUACGGACUCAGAGCUUCGAGAAAACAUCAAUAACGCUCAAAAUCUGGACUUCAACACUCCUGUGAAAAUCUUUGAGCUCAUGUUCCAGAGUCCUGAGAACAGCGUCAGCCAAGAUGAUGCCCAUACACAUGAGGGCCUUUGUGAACACUUCAGCCUUGAAACUUCUACCCAUCCUGGAGUGACUGAUGCCUCAUCCAUCAUCUCUUUCACUUUUAGUCCUACAUCCUCAACUCACUGUUCCAACACAACUGCAGUCAAGGAGGCUCCUUCCCAGCUCAGUCAGAGCUCUCCUCCUGAGGCCUCCUCCCCUGCUUCAGUCACAGCCACUGUCAGCUCCAAACAGCCUUCACCUUUCAUGACACUAACCGGGCCUCAGCAGAUCUCUGAUAUGCCGGCUCAGGCUUCUGUCCAAGCAUCAAAACAUGCCACCCCCCAGCAAUUUGUUGCACUUCAACCCACAUUCCUGCAGCCAAACAGUGCCACCCAGACCACUCCUCUACCACAAUCCAUCCCUGCUCCUCCUCCAGUGACUCCAGCACUGACCACCACAGCACCAGGAGCUGCUCCAGGGCCUGUUGUUGCUGCUGCUGCAACAGAUCCUCUGGCAGUUGUGGCUCAACCCGUGCCUUUGGCCAACAACCCUGUCCCCAACUCUGGCCCUUGUUUGCCAUCUACCCCUGCCACCAUCACCAUCGCUCCCACCCAGAACCUGCCCGGCCUGGUUAUGUCUGACCAGAACCUGCAGUGGAUUCUCAGCAGUGCUGCCAGCAGCCAGCAGAACCCAGAGCAAGCAGCCCAUCAAGGAGCUCCGAAAGUGGAAAAGGUUUUCUUCACUACAGCCAUACCAGUGGGAGGAAACGUUGGAAACUCGGUCCAACAGAUCGGCCUCAGCCUGCCUGUCAUCAUCAUCAAACAGGAGGAAUCCUGUCAGUGCCAGUGUGCCUGCAGGGACUCUGCUAAGGACAACAGUUCAAAGAGUGCCUCCUCCAUAGUUUCAGCCACAGCACAGCCUCCGUCACAACCCCCUCCUCCCCCACCAUCAGAGCCCACAGAGCCUCCACAACAUCCCUCCACCUCCUCUUCCUGCCUCCCGGAGUCUUCCUCCAAGGUGGUUGAGGUGAGGCUGGACCCCCCUUCUUCAUCUCCUUCUCCUUCAUCCUCCUCAGCUCAGACUCUCUCCACAAUAGUAAGCAGCACUGCUGCCAACCCUCCCUCGUCUGACGGGUUAUCCAAUAUGGAUGUCUCGGACUUCCUCUCGCUGCAGAGCCCUGACACGGCUGCCAACAUCGAGGCUCUGCUGCUGGUCGCUGAGGACUUCAGCAUGGCCACUGACGGCAAUCCUUAGAAGAGACGCCUUCUGAGUCUGGUACCAUGUGUUUGUCUGUUGUAACCAUGCAACCACAGGCAUUAAAUCCACCCACACGUCCAGUCCUUCUCCACAGUGACACCUCUUCUUUCUCCCUAUAUGGUGUGUGCGUUAAAGCCCUUAUACCUGCAGUGCAUUCUGUUCUGUAUCACCUUGUGCAAAAUAGAUGCACAAACAUGAAUAACUUUUCUGUUUAGUCUCAUUGCAGUGGUUGAGUUUUUAAAAACAGGAUUAGUUUGCUCAUUGAGAUUUAGCAAAGUUGAUGCUAUUUAAAGCAAGGAAAAGGCAGUAGAUCCUUUGUUAGAAACAAAAUCAAUCUGUAUAUAUUAACCCAGGAUAUCCACUCUGAAUUUAUCAACAGAAACGAAGGAGUGUUGACCAAGCACUGAUCACUGAAGAGUUCCAUUUUCCUGGCUUGAAGGUCGAACACACCUGAGCAGGAAAACACAAGUGUGUCUAUAUAUCCUUGUACUGUACUACAGGUCCUAACAAAUGCUCAAAGCUGGUAUGCAGAUGACCAGAUUGCACUGUAUAUGAGAGGAAUUUGCUAUGAUCUUAACAAGAAUCUCUCCCAGUAGGAAAUUGAAGAGGAUAGCCUCAUGGCCCCUCAUGACGAUCAUACAGUAUGAAGUGAUUUCCUCCUUAUUUUUAUUUCCUAGGAAGUAGUUGGUCCAGAAAAUGUGAUGACUCUUUUAUACUUUGACAGUUAUUUACUAAUUAAGAGAAUAACCUGUGACCAGAUCUGCCUGUCUUUUAAAGUGAAAUUAAGUUGAGACAUCAUUAAGUUGCCUAUAACUUAAACUAAUUUAAAAUUGUACAUUGUUAAUUUAUUUAAUGCUUGAUUCUUUCAUUUAUACUGGUAAUAUUAUCGUCAAGGUAACAGAGAAAUCUAUGAUUAAUUUAUUCCAAUCACUUGUAUUUUUUAGUUGCGUGUUUUAUGUUACUGAAUUUGCUCUCAUUUUGUAAGAACGGAAAAGCAAGUUUGAGAAAAAAGGCACCUUUAGUCGACUGCACAGUGAAGAAAUUUAUCCUUUAGGAUCUGCUUGUUUGUAUUAAUCGCCCGCAACAAAACGGCGAGGAACUACUGUCAUCAUCCCAUGUUUUAAAGGGUUUUGACCCCUCUCAGGGAUGCAUCGAGUCAUAACUGUUCCUGAUUCCUUUAAUUUGUUACUCAGACAGAAGGUUUCCUUACUUGAUGCCCCACACUGGCAGUAGCCCUACGUUUUGCUGCACUCUUCCCCAUUUAUUGCACACAAACUUGAGUAAUCCGACAGCAUAUUAGCUGAGGUGCGGCACCACUACAGACUAUUGUAUACAACUGCUGUAAAGUAGCAUUUAAAGAUGGUGUCCUGGCGACAGUGUAAAUACAUUUUUGUGUAAAGAAAUGUGUAGAUUAUUCUAGAAUUUGUAUUUUUGUAUAGACUUUUGAAUUACUAACUCUCAGAGUUUGGAGCUAAUGUAUCCUUGCAUUCUUCCCCCGGUCACAUGUAUGCAGAUGAGUUUUUGCUGUGUUUAGUGGAAUAGUUCUUCUAGCAGCUGGGCUUUUGUACAGUCUAUUGUUACGAAAUAUGUAACACAUAGCCUCCCUCUCAGAGUAUAAUUUAGCAGUAUUGUUUUCACAAGGGACACAAUGCAAUGAUGAUAGAGUGAAGGCGCCAUGCCCUGUAUGCUAGAGUGUAGAGCGACUUGGCCUUACAACACAACUUUUUCUGUGAGCCUCCUUGCCUUGACAGUCUCUGCUUCAGACUUGCCAUUGACAUGAUAACAUGCUCAUCUUCAUCCAGUUGCAUGCAAUCACUUCAGCAGAUUACUUAAGGAAAAACUAACAGAGACCGAAAAGCUUAUGGUUAAACUUGUCUCUUGUUUUUUUCUGCUUGGAUAUGGAUAUGCAGCUAUGCUACAGAUAUAAUCAACCACAUAACAGAUGCAGGUGAUGUGAUCAAAACCAAACAACUCAUGUCUCGCUUUUUUUUUUUUGUACUUGUUCUUCAUGCCAUUAUUUCAGGGGGGCAUUCCCUUGGUUCAUGGGUGCCAAGAUGGCAGAUAGCUAUGUUGUGAAAGGCUCGGGUCAUGCAUUUUGUGCUCUAGAUCAUUCCACUUAUGCGGUAUAGGAAGCUACCAACAAUCACCUUGGUAAGGCAUUCGGUUAAACUACUGCCACGAGUCAAGCUCAUUCAUGUAUAACAUCAAACAUGCAUACUGUCACUGAACACAACUAUGCAAUUUUAAGUGUGGCAUUCAUGUGUAUAAAUACUGACUUCAGGACACACAGAUUAUUUAUUUUCCCCUCCCUCCCUCCCCUCCCCUCCAUUUAACUGUAUUCUGCUAAAAAUGUGUGCAGAACUCCAGAAGCAAAUGUGGCUUUUUCCGAUGCAUUUACGUUAAUCAAGUUUUCUUACAUUUCACAAUCCGAUGUCUGGACCGAUGUUAUUUGAAAGUUGUAUCGUAGUAACCCCUUUCAUGUGCUGUUUAAAACAGACUGGAUGUGUUUGAAGGAGUACUUAGUGAAUGAAUGAUUCUGUUUUAAGAAUUAUUUUGGUCAAAUGUGUGCAGCUUUCCUUUUUUUUUUUUUCUUUCUGUUAUGCUUUGUACAUCACCAUGUUUCAUUGGGGUUCACUCCACUUAUGUAAUGAUCUCAGCCUUUCACAUAUUCUAAUUAGUCAUGUGGGUAAUUUGUUGGCUCAUCUUCACCAAUGAAAGUCAAACUUGCAGACGCUGAUAUUUUUUAUUUGAGUUAACAGGCAGAGAAAUGGUUUUUGGACCCGUGUCCCAGCUUUGUGUUUCUUAACUUGACCUGGAAAGGUAGUCAGUGAAACACUGACGGUGACAUUUGUUUGGAAGCACAUUGAACAAAAACGUACAGCUGGAAUUAUUUUUUUGGGGGGGGCAAUGGAGAUUCAGAGUUUUUGCCAACAUUUUUCCAAAUGGGCAAUAUUGAAAAUGUGGAGAAGAAAUGGGGGGACUAUAUGCUUCCAAAGGAAUGUCUUUACACCCAAAGAGUGAGGAAUUGUAAAGGAUUUGUAUUUUUUAAAAGAAUGUAUAAUGUGAAAAUGUUUGCUUAUGCUUGUUUCAUAUAAAGUAUUAUGAGAAAUAACUUUCUGAAUUGAGAGCAAUAUAAUACUAAUAAAACCUUAUCCUUGUCACUGAAA
Molecule: messenger RNA, 5967 nt
Organism: Labrus mixtus (cuckoo wrasse)
Lineage: Eukaryota; Metazoa; Chordata; Actinopteri; Labriformes; Labridae
Gene: mtf1
Product: metal-regulatory transcription factor 1
Exons: 11
Coding region: 362-2797 (811 amino acids)
Biological process (GO): positive regulation of transcription by RNA polymerase II; central nervous system development
Cellular component (GO): nucleus
Molecular function (GO): DNA-binding transcription activator activity, RNA polymerase II-specific; RNA polymerase II cis-regulatory region sequence-specific DNA binding
Source: RefSeq, a predicted model, not a curated record